Messenger RNA from Aspergillus ruber CBS 135680, 1140 nucleotides. Its product is annotated as kinase-like protein. The transcript has a single exon. NCBI's taxonomy places the organism in Eukaryota, Fungi, Ascomycota, Eurotiomycetes, Eurotiales, Aspergillaceae. The record is from RefSeq and is a predicted model, not a curated record. Bases 222 to 1064 code for a protein of 280 amino acids.
UGAGGCUAUGAUACCUAACAUACCCUAAGGAAUUACUGUUUAGCAGGAAUAAGGAUGAGAACGCCUCAUAUCAUGCCCUAUGUGAUUUCAUUCAGCAGUCUAACAUCAACAUCAACAAAGUGUCCAUUUCAAGUUCAAUUUUGACCGACUUCAACCUGCUCCUGUGCUAUAUCUCUGUUUUAUUGCAAGCACUAUAUACAGAACCUGGUAUUGUCUAUAGGAUGUCAAGAGAAACGGCUUCUGAGGCCAUUCGCCUACCAACUGUCGCUGAGAUCGAGGCCGCGACGGAACUCAUAAGCACGCCUGGCACAUCCGCCAAAGUCGUCCGGGUAAACAAAAGUCUCGCAAUGAAAAUGGGCCACAGUGUACCCCUUAUCGAGGCUGAAAACAUGAGUUUUCUCGCGGCAAACAGCAGAGUCCCAGUCCCCAAAGUCCACGCAGCCUUCAGGGAUCCCAACACCAACAAGACUUAUAUUAUCAUGGAAUAUCUCCCUGGUGAUACCCUUCAAGAAUUGUUGCCAUUCCUAAGACCGGUUGAAAAGGCUACGUUAAGCAAAUUAAUUAGAGACGCGAUUACGGAGCUACGGAGUAUACCACCACCAGAUUACUUCGGGAUGUUGAAUCGCCAGCCUUAUCUUGACGGGGUAUUUUGGACUGAAGGCCUAAAUCCUAAAAUUUCUGGUCCCUUUGCAAAUCAGGGAGACAUGAAUCUUGCGAUCAUCGAGAAACUUCGCCAGACAGAAUCAGACCAAUACGUUCAAUUGUUGCGGAAUAUGAUUGAUCGGACUCUGAACAGCCACCGCACUGUUUUCACCCACGGUGACCUUCAGCCAAAAAACAUUAUGGUUGAAAGGCUCGGAGAUCGCGACGGAUGCCCAGAAUUUAGGAUCACUCUACUGGACUGGGAAAGUGCUGGAUGGUAUCCGGAAUUUUGGGAUUUCUGCAAUGCUACAAUCGCCUGUAGAUUCAAACCCGACUGGCUUGAACUUGUGCCUUGUAUACUGGACCAAUACCCGAUGGAAUUUCUCAUGAUGCAGGUAGUGUAUUCUUCUGUGUUCUACUAGGUAAAGAAGAGACAAAGCAGAUAGAAACAGAAACAGCAGAUUCAAGAAUAGGAUACAUUUUUCGCGUGGUUCGAGA